GGUGUCAGCAGUUUGCGAACUGAUAAUGCAUCUAUCUUAAGGUUGGGUUAAGGUCCACGUAAUAUUUCAACAUAUCAUAAUUUACAAGUAUAUUGCCUUAUUUAUUGCAUUUAUAAACGGAACAAGGGAUAUGCUUAACUAUUCGCAGAUCAAUAAAAGAUGAUAAACAUGAACUAGCUUGGAAUAUUUGGAGGACUGGAAUGUUUCAGAAACAUUGCAAAUAUUUAGAUAUAUUUUGUUGGCAUUCAAAACAUGGAGGAUUCCGAUUAUGCAGACACGUGUUUAGAGGCUAUUCUUGACAAAGACGUUGAAACAUUUGAACAAGUGUUGCAAGAUAUCCAGCAAAAUUCAACACAGCAAAGAAGGUCAAAGUGGGUUCAACACAUUCCCGUGUUAUGUACUAUGUGCAACAAUCAUAUUUUCUUGGAAAAAGUUCGUCUGCAAUUAGGUGACGUAUAUAAUUUCGAGUCGUCUGCUUGUUUAGGGGACAGGAUAAGUGUGUUUGAGAUAGCGCAUUUUCUGGACUACAGAGAGUGUAUAGAAAUUUUAAUCAAACUUUAUGGUGAACCUAGCAAAAAUAAGAGCGAAGAAACCAAUCUGUUACGGAAGGAUUUUUACAUGUUUGCGAAUAUCCUUAAUAUUGCAAAUCUGUUUAGUUCGUAUCUACAGGAUUCGGUGUCCAAUAUCGUCAUUCGAUACUUCCGGAGACUGGUUGAAAACGGCCUCGACAUUCGGGUGCGUGGACCAAGAAAUACAACACUUCUUCACGAGGCUAUUUCGAAACUGUGCACCUUCGAAAUAGUAAAUACUUUAUUUUCUCAUGGGUGUGAUAUCAAUAGCGUUGACGACAAUGGACGAAAUGCGUUGUCGUUGUUUUUAGGGCAAGCUAGAUUCUCAAAAUGUAUGGCUCAUGAGAUAAUCUUGAUCCUUAGACGUUUGUUGUACCAGAACCCUGUUACGUCCAUAGACGGUGGUGUAAUUAUAAACGCUAUAUUUUACGACAGGAAGAAAUUUCCUGACGAUUAUGACUUAUCAGACGAUGAAUUUUGUACGGACACAGAAAGUGCGAGAAUUAACGAGGACGAAUCGUUUGAAAAGGAACAUCCCAAUGAGUAUUUGCGACUUUUGCCAUGGUUAUACAAAUAUGGUUUUCAUAUUUCCCAGGCGAAUAGAGAUUUGAUCGAAUCGCCAAAUCUUUUCACUCAAUCUAUAAAGUACAAUCUGUCUUUAAGUAGUCCGCGUACUUUGAAAAGUAGGGCACGUGUAGUGUUUCGUGACGCAUACCCUGGACAAAGACUACAUGAAGUUAUGACUGCAAUAACGCUUCCACCUUCUAUUCGGGAAUAUAUAUUGAUGGAAUGCCUAAAUAUAGGCUUAUGAUAUCAUGAAUCAACAUGUGAGCAACUCCAUAAUUAUAGUGGUAUCAGCUUAAGUUAUGGCACUUGAAUAUAUAAUUGUGUUAUGUUUGUCCGGAUUACAUCUCUUAUACCACUAAUGCAAUUUCAAUGACACUUUUCAGGAGUGAUUGGUAGUUCCGGUUAUUGUGCAUAUUACACAUGUUUUCUGCUUCAUUGAGUUUUAGCUUGACUUAAAAAAAAAACAAAAAAAACUAUAGAGGUAUUGUUACAGUCAUGUCGGCGUUACCGUCCGCAAACUUGUACCUUGAUCAUGAAUUCAUUAAAACACAUCAAUAUUGAAAGCUCAUAAUAAAUAAUCAAAAGUUUAUAUAAUUAUUAUAAAUCUUAUGAAACUCAAUAGUUUAUUUUCUGUGUUCUUACACAUCUUAUUCUUAUAAAUCUUUAACACUUAACACAUUGCUAAAUUGCUUGGAAUUCGGUGAAACUUCGUUUGGACAAAAUGUGUGUACUAUAUUCGUCAAACUGACAGUAUGAGGACAUUUAGUGAACUUUACUGUCCUCACAGGGCGAUGCCUUAAGCGGAAGCGGAAGUAUGGUUAUCGUAGCUGU
This is a messenger RNA of Ruditapes philippinarum (Manila clam), 1967 nucleotides long. RefSeq lists its product as uncharacterized. The transcript is spliced from 2 exons. Bases 253 to 1380 code for a protein of 375 amino acids. The record is from RefSeq and is a predicted model, not a curated record. Lineage: Eukaryota; Metazoa; Mollusca; Bivalvia; Venerida; Veneridae.